GUGCGAUGCAUGGUGUGUGGGUAGCGUCGGUUCACGACCGACCGGGUGGUGUAUCAGGGUUGAUUGAGUGUCUCAAUGUUGGUUUGUCUGUUGAUGCACGAUAGAUGAACCAUGAGGAGACUCCUAUCUGGUCUGGUCGGUCUGUUCCUGGCACCUGCGAGAGUGCCAAUGACGCCAAGAUGGUACAUGUGGAACCGCAGCCGCGCCGAUCCUGGGAUGAAAAAUCAACAAAUCCACAUAAUCUCCCUGAGAAGUUCCUCAUCCUUGGGAAUCAAUUGUGACACCGAAAGAGGGGAAGCCGUCAAUCUCGACCUACUCCUCACGGGUUUCAGCUGCUGCAGAGGCCAUGGCGUACCUGACCAUCGCAUCAGGAUCACUAGUAUCGCGAUGUCAAGACAGCCCCCUAUCACAAAUAUGGCUUAGGACCUUAACCUCCAGUGGAGCAGCUGGCCCACCUCCCCCUCCAGGUACGGAAAAAUGUUCAGAGCAAACCGGGCCCCCAUCGGGACCCCGUUUGAUGGCUGAUUGCGCAACAAUAUGC
This is a messenger RNA of Aspergillus candidus, 541 nucleotides long. RefSeq lists its product as uncharacterized. The coding region runs from base 112 to 423 and encodes 103 amino acids. The transcript has 2 exons. NCBI's taxonomy places the organism in Eukaryota, Fungi, Ascomycota, Eurotiomycetes, Eurotiales, Aspergillaceae. The record is from RefSeq and is a predicted model, not a curated record.